AUGAAGCCCGUUUUGCUCAAAUUGUUUUUGACUCGCGGUAUUCUAAAAGGCGUUGUUCUUGGACGUUUCAAUGCCAAUCUUUCUCGCGAACUUCAAAAAGAAUCCGAAAAUGAUUGCGAACAUACGUGUCAUGGAUCUGCCGAAAAAGUGUCUUGCGUCGAUGGGAAGUGUGUGUGUGCGACCAGAGAAAUUUUCAAAAUUAAUACUUUCAAUUCCGGUGAAGCGGAAGAAAUUCAUUGUUACGAGUGUGUGGCUGGAACUGAUGCUACACACGAUUGUUCAAGAACAGUUGGACUUUUGACGGUGUGUAAUGCUGACACUGGCUGCUUCUUUGACGUGGAUGGAAGCAAAGGGGAAAUUUUGUCCAGAGGCUGUUUAAACAACGAGGAAUAUCGCCCGGAUCCAGCUUGUGCCCUGCGAACUCGCGUCUGCCAACGCCUGGAAACCUCUGCCAGGGCCAGCAUGCGAUGCACCUGUGCUGUGGAUAAGUGCAACAGCAUGCUGGCUGUAUUGCCUUUCUUUUGAUGGUGCAUUUUUCUCCUUUUUUUCUGAACAGUGAUGCAUAGUACGUUUUUGAUGAAAUGCAUUUUGGGAUAGCCUGAGAAAAAAGAAUACAA
Molecule: messenger RNA, 617 nt
Organism: Notodromas monacha
Lineage: Eukaryota; Metazoa; Arthropoda; Ostracoda; Podocopida; Cyprididae
Source: the annotation of a GenBank genome assembly